AUGAGCUCCACAGAGGAACUUCAAACUCUGGUUCUAACAACGCUUGAUGAAAGAAGUACAAUUUCCAAUACAAAAGGUCUUGUAACCUCUGAUAACCAGGAGGUGGAUCAAUUAGCAUUACUAGGUGCUUUAAAAAGUUUGAGUGUUGAAGACAAAGAGAUGGUCAAAUAUGAAACAAUUGAAGAAGAAGUAUGGUUAUUGACAGAUGAGGGAAACGAAAUUGCUAAUAAGGGAAGCCACGAAGCCAAGGUCUUUAAUACUAUUCCCAUUGGUGAAGAAGGAAUUGCAAUCUCUUCAUUGCGUGAAAUUUUGGGUGACGAAACUGCAAAAAUAGGGCAAGGAAAGGCUUUCAAGAAUAAAUGGGUUGUCAAGAACGGAGAUAAUCUCGUCCGCGCAGUUGAUUCCAUUAUAGAUAAAACGCAAAUUGAUCUCGAAGCGAUCCGUUCAACUGGUACACAUUCAGAUCCAAAAAUUUUAUCUGAAUUGAGAAAAAGAAAACUUUGUGAUAAACAUAAAGUUAUUUCUUAUUCUGUAUCGAAAGGACCAAAAUUCUCAUUGACCAUAGAAAAACAAGCUCGAGAUGUAACAUUUGAGAUGCUUCAAAGUGGCGAAUGGAAAGAAGCAAAUUUCAAAAAAUACAAUUUUGAUGCCCUUGGUAUACCACCUUCAGGUGGUCAUUUACAUCCACUAAUGAAGUCAUCCUUCUGGAAUUUUGACUCCCUAUUCCAACCUCAACAACAUCCUGCCCGUGAUGCUCACGAUACUUUCUUUUUAAAGGAUCCUGCAGUUUGCACGCAAUUCCCCGCUGAAUAUCUUGAACGCGUUAAGGAGGUUCAUUCUGUUGGUGGAUAUGGCUCCACUGGGUAUGGUUAUGAUUGGAAAAUCGAAGAAGCACAAAAGUUGAUUUUAAGAACACACACCACAGCAGUAUCUUCGUUCAUGCUAUAUAAUCUUGCGCAACAGAAAGAAUUUAAACCGGUAAAAUAUUUCUCUAUAGAUCGUGUAUUCAGAAACGAGACAGUUGAUGCUACUCAUUUGGCCGAAUUCCACCAAGUGGAAGGUGUUAUUGCUGAUAAAGGAUUAACGCUGGGGGACUUAAUUGGAUUUAUAAAUACUUUCUUUAAUAAAAUGGGAGUACGGAACCUUCGUUUUAAACCUGCCUAUAAUCCAUACACUGAACCAAGUAUGGAAAUCUUUUCGUAUCAUGAAGGCAA
This is a messenger RNA of Scutellospora calospora, 1214 nucleotides long. The record is from the annotation of a GenBank genome assembly. NCBI's taxonomy places the organism in Eukaryota, Fungi, Glomeromycota, Glomeromycetes, Diversisporales, Gigasporaceae.